AUGGAACGCCAUCGAACAGUCACCACUCGUGCGCGCGCUACGGACGACACGGCACACUCGGACGCUGACCGUUUAUUGGGCCAUAACGACGUCGACGACGUGAACGAUACUGUGGACGACAGUGGAGUCGAGCGCUCGGCGAUUGGUCGUCCAAAAGCGAUCAGGCGCUGGGGCUCGCCGCCCCUUGAGACCGUGGCACUGACUCUUUUGUCGAAGGCGCGUCGCCUGAAUGUUGCUCCAGUGGUCGUCCACUGCUGCUGUGCGUGGCUGUUUUGUGCACUCCUGUGGAUUCGAUGGCCAGUGUACUACGACAAAGUGUACCCAUUCUUCAUCGCGCGCGUGGACGACAAACUAGAGGUCGAGCCAGUGGUCGUGUCACUUGCCGUCGUACUGCCGUUUGUCUGUGCCGGCACAGUGUAUCUCUACUGGCGGUCCGCUCCACUCGGCUUUUCAUUGGUCCGCUCGGGUCAGCAACUCAAGCUCGUCCGCUGGCUCCAGACCCAUGGCGCGAUCACGCGCUUUACCGGUAUCGACGCUGUCGACCUCGUCGCUGGCAGUGGGUUUUUCCUGCUGCAACUUAACCUCGUGCUCAGCAAGUUACUGGUGGACCACACGAAUGGCAAGUUGGCUACAUCAGGUUACCUCAAGUGCACUGCUCGUGUACUGGGAAUGAAUGGACUGUUUGCAAUGGCCACGUCCCUAUUGCUCGUGGCCCGCCAGUCGUUUUUGCACGAGUGGUGUGGUAUCUCUGCCGAACGCGCGACGCGGUACCACGUGGUCACGGGCCAAUGGGGUCUCGCCGUGUCGCUAUUGCACGGCCUGUGGUACAUUGUGUCGUGGUACAUGAGCGGCACACUGGCGCACAAGCUGCUGCCGUGUCUCCAAGACACGUGUACACUGUCACAGCAGUACACGUCGAGCCGCAACUUUUUCGGUGCAGUAGCAAUGGCCGCUCUGCUCGUUGUGGCAGUGUCGUCCCUCGCGUAUGUCCGUCGACGGCGCUUCCACCGGUUCAUUGCGCUCCAUACGGUCAAUAGCGUUGUGGUAGUAGCAACGGCGCUGCACUAUUACGCGACGUCGUUCUGGAUGGUCCCUGCACUGCUGCUGUAUGGCAGCUACCGAAGUGUCUCUGUGUUUGGACGCCAACGAGCCAGUGUCGUGUCGACCACGACCAGGAGCGCCCAAGUGUACCAGCUGGAACUGAGACGAGACGCGACCGCCGCCACGUCGGACUUUGUACCGGGUCAAUAUGUGUACAUUCAGGUGGCAGCUAUUGGUCGCGCGUGGCAUCCGUUCAGUAUCAGCUCGAGCCCCUUGCGCAAUCGCCACUCGUUUAUAGUGGAUGUGAAGGUCCAAGGGCCGUUUACCGCUCGAUUGUGGACGCUGGUGCACAGACAGCAGCUUGAGGCGGUGCACGUGGAUGGAUACUAUGGCACGGGCAUCCACUUGGCUCCGCACAUGGUGUUGAUUGCCGGAGGGAGCGGCAUGACUCCGUUCUUGAGUAUCUUGGACCACACCAAGGCGCUUGCAGAUGCCAGUGAUCGAGACGACGUGUUGACGGACACGAUGGUGGAACUGCCGCGCACGUUGUGGGUCAUCUGGACAUGUCGUGACUUGGAGUUCAUGGCAGCGUAUGCGGAGCUCUUGGAUGCCGUGAAGCGGUGUUCUCGAUGGAAGUGCAAGAUGUGGCUGCACCUCACGCAUGCUGGAAGUUGUGGACGUAUGGACGAGAGCGAAGACGACGACACUGAGCCCGACGAUGUGUCGGACGCGUCCACGCCGCGCGUCCAGCGGUUCUAUCCCACCUCGUCGAAGCCGUACGUGUUUUCAGGGCACAAUGCUGCGCUGGGGUUGCCGUUAUUUGCUGGCUCAGCGCUCGGUUGUGGACUGCUAAUGUGGUGGGUGUAUCAACUGGAAGAGCUGUCAGCCAGGUCCUUCACGAAACGUCUGAUGCUCCUCCUUGCUGGCGCGCUGGGUGCAGUACUUGGAGCAAGUUCAGCGCUGCAUCUGCAGCAACGCUGGAACGCCCGCAAGGGUGCAAAAGAGAGUGGCAGCGACAAUGACAUUGUAAUGGGAGCAAUGGAAGCUGUUGGUCUGGAUGUAACGAGCCCUGCGACGCCCGCUACGCCACGAUCUAUGCCGUCGACAGCACAGUGCUUGCUGAACCGCAGCUUUCGUAUCGAGAACGGGCGUCCAGAUUUGGGAUCCCGACUGCGUUACGUGCACGGUGAGAUCCGAGAGAACUACGGCAUGAAAGCGGAAGUGGCGCUUCUGGUAAGCGGACCGGCAGAACUGCAGCAGGAUGUGUUGCUGCAAGCACGAAAGUUCCUGCAGCCUGCAUUCGACGUGCAACAGAAGUCGUUCCUUUUGUGA
Molecule: messenger RNA, 2373 nt
Organism: Hyaloperonospora brassicae
Lineage: Eukaryota; Oomycota; Peronosporomycetes; Peronosporales; Peronosporaceae
Source: the annotation of a GenBank genome assembly